AAAAGCAGACGUUGACUUCUCUGUUAACUUCAACGGACAUUGUGACAAUGGCUGACGGUUUGCUUGGAGCAUGGUCCGAUCCAAGGGAGCCUGACGGAGUUCAGGAGAUUUGUGAUCAGGUGAAGCCCCACCUGGAGCAAAAGACAAAUAAGAUAUAUAUGGAAAUCAGAGCAGUUGAAUUCAGGAGCCAGAUUGUGGCUGGAACAAACUUCCUCAUCAAGGUUCAUGUUGGAGGAGAAAAAUAUAUUCAUCUGUUUGUCUUCAGGGCACUUCCAAGCAAUGGAGGUGGGAUCGAGCUGCGUAAAGUACUGGAGGACCAAACCAAAGAAGAACCCCUCGUACCUUUCUAA
Molecule: messenger RNA, 350 nt
Organism: Dicentrarchus labrax (European seabass)
Lineage: Eukaryota; Metazoa; Chordata; Actinopteri; Moronidae
Product: leukocyte cysteine proteinase inhibitor 1-like
Exons: 3
Coding region: 48-350 (100 amino acids)
Cellular component (GO): cytosol
Molecular function (GO): cysteine-type endopeptidase inhibitor activity
Source: RefSeq, a predicted model, not a curated record